UUAGUGCGCUGACGUCGAUGAUGCUCGCCACGAGCUUGGUUACGUCAUGCCUGGAAGCUGCAUUCGACUUCGUCCGGCAGAUCUGGCAAGUGGUGCCGUGGAGCAUCCUCUUGUUCAUCGGGGCCACCCAAGUCUCGUCGAAGCUACUGCAGGUCUACGAUAUCCCACACGAGGUCUUCAAGCUGGUGUCCACUUCCUUCUGGGAGGAGUGCACCGCGGUCGAGGCGCAAGUCCUGCUGGCCAUCGCCAGCUCGGUGAUGGCCGAAACCGCGGGCCAGCGGGUGCUCGUCCAAGUCAUGGCGCCAGUCGUGGUGAACAUCGUGAGUGGAAUGCAGCGAUCACGAGACCGUCAUCUACACGUCUGUGCACACCCGGCAGAGGUACAGCGCGUGCACCCGACGUAUUACGCGAUUCCGGUGAUCGUGGGCGCCUCGUCCAACGUCAUCAUGCCGGCGUCGGCCGCGCUCGCCCUGCUGCACGAAUUGGCGCGGGUGUCCUUCUGGAGGCUGCUUCUAUUUGGCUUGCUCGCGAAGACCAUCGUCCUAAGCAUGGUCAUCGUGAUGGUCAACGUGGCGGACAAGUACGGCAUUCUCAGCGCCCAGACGACUCCGGAAUGA
Messenger RNA from Dermacentor andersoni, 617 nucleotides. NCBI's taxonomy places the organism in Eukaryota, Metazoa, Arthropoda, Arachnida, Ixodida, Ixodidae. The record is from RefSeq and is a predicted model, not a curated record.